GCGCUUCAGUCUCUUUGCCCAAAUGCUCUUAGCCCAGCGAAGUCCAUCAUGGUACUCGACAGACCGGGUCCUUUUGUCGGCUGCCUCCGCGACGACCCACGCCCUGCUUAUGUACAUGUAUGAUGGCUCCAUUCUGCACCUGGGGUCUUUUUAUUUCCGAGAUCGCCCCCGAGUCGGUCAAAUUAUUAUUAAUUCAUUUGUCGAGUCCACGAGCGAGUCUGCGCGUACGUACGUACGUGAGUGAGCGAGCGCGCAAGCUCUGCUGGUCAAGUUCAUCCUGGUCUUCUUGCACUCCAGUGCCAUCAUGACGGACAGCAGCAUCAUGGGCGACGACAAGAGGAGGACGAGCUCCGAGAGCACCGCGAAUGAGCACGACAUUGAGCGCGAGGCUGGCGCCGCUUCACAGACGCAAUCAGCCCAACGUCAGGGCCCAGCCGCCACAUCCAGUGCAGAGAAAAAUGUCGUCGAGACGGAUGCGCCAGGCCCAGCAGCAGCAUCACCAGACGAACCGGAAGCGCAGCGCACCAAGCUCGAAAACUUCCUCAUCAUCUUCGCCCUCUGUCUCGCGCUCUUCCUGGCCGCCCUCGACGUCACCAUCAUCACGACAGCCAUCCCCACCAUCUCGGCGCACUUCAACUCCUCCCUGGGCUACAUCUGGGUCGGCGCCGCCUACCUCCUGGGCAACUCGGCUUUCGCGCCCAUGUGGGGGAAGAUCUCCGACAUCUGGGGCCGCAAACCCGUGCUCCUGGCGGCCGUGGGCAUCUUCUGGAUCGGGAGUCUGCUGUGCGGCGUCUCGACGAGCAUGGGCAUGCUCAUCGGUGCGCGCGCCAUCCAGGGCAUCGGCGGCGGCGGCACCAUUGUGCUCCCCAACAUCUGCAUCUCGGACCUCUUCUCCAUGCGGAACCGGGGCAUGUACUUUGGCAUCCUCGGCAUGAUCUGGGCCAUUGCGUCCGCCCUCGGUCCCAUCCUGGGUGGCCUCUUCACGAGCAAGGUCUCCUGGCGGUGGUGCUUCUACAUCAACCUGCCCAUCUCCGGCGUCGGCAUGAUCAUCCUCUUCUUCGUCCUCAAGCUGCACAACCCACGCACCCCGAUGCGCGAGGGCCUCAAGGCGAUCGACUGGACGGGUAGCGUCCUCAUCAUCGGCGGCACCCUCAUGCUCCUGCUCGGCCUCGAGUUCGGCGGCGUCACCUAUCCCUGGGCCUCGCCCACGGUCAUCUGUCUCAUCGUGUUCGGCAUCGUCACCAUUGGUCUGUUCGUCAUCAACGAGGCCAAGGUGGCCAAGUACCCUGUGAUGCCCGUCCGCCUCUUCAAGUCGAGGAACAGCGUCGCGAGCUACGCGUUUGGCUUCUUCCACGCAUUCACAUUCAUGUCCGGCAGCUACUGGCUGCCGCUCUACUUCCAGGGCGUCCUGCGCGCCACGUCCCUCCUCUCGGGUGUAUAUCUUCUACCCUUUGUCGUCUCCCUGUCCCUCGUGUCCGCCGCGACCGGCGUCAUCAUCAAGAAGACGGGCAAGUACAAGAUUCUCAUCGUCGGCGGCAUGGCCAUUGCGACGCUCGGCUUCGGUCUCUUCAUCGACCUGAGCCCCCAACACGACUGGGCCAAGAUCAUCAUCUUCCAGAUCGUCGCCGGCAUCGGCAUCGGCCCCAACUUCCAGUCGCCGCUCAUCGCGCUGCAGACCAACGUGGAGCCGAGCGACAUUGGCUCGGCCACGUCCAGCUUUGCGUUUCUGCGGCAGCUGGGGACGAGCGUGUCCGUCGUCAUCGGCGGCGUCAUCUUCAACAAUGAGAUGCAGAAGCAGCAGGGCCACCUGGCCUCCGUCCUCCAGGAGCCCGGCCUCGCCAACCGCCUGUCCGGGAGCAACGCGGCGGGCAACGUGCAGCUGGUGGCCAGCCUGGACGGGCCGGACGGCGAGAUUGCCAGACAGGCCUACUGGAACGCCCUGCAGACCAUGUACAUUGUGUACACGGUCUUUGCGGCCGUCGGCCUGUGCAUUGCCUUUGGCAUCAAGCAGGUGAACCUGAGCAAGGAGCACAAGGAGCACAAGACGGGGUUGACGACACUCAAGGGGAGGGACGCCUCCGAAAGCAAGUAAAGGCAAGUCUAGCAUCGUGUUGAAUCAACUUCAGUCAAUCAACCUCUUCAUACAAUUGCCUGGAUCUCGGAAGUGUCAUCUGCGGGCACUGUACGGGGCUUUCGCCUCCGCAUUUAUCAAUUUCCGUCUGCGCAGGGCAGCAUUCAUGUUGUCACUGUCCAAGCCUCGAUGCAGGCGUCCAUCUGGUACGUAAUACGACCACGGUCAGCAAGAGACUCCUCGGCAGAUCGCGCGGCGCAUAUGUAUCGUGCGCAUCACAAAUUCCGGGGUAUCUACUUCAGGCUAUAUACGAACGCAGCUUUUUUAGCCGCAUACUUGUGACCGAUCGGCACUUGUGUGUUUUUAGCCUCCUCCG
Molecule: messenger RNA, 2447 nt
Organism: Emericellopsis atlantica
Lineage: Eukaryota; Fungi; Ascomycota; Sordariomycetes; Hypocreales; Bionectriaceae
Product: major facilitator superfamily domain-containing protein
Exons: 1
Coding region: 305-2092 (595 amino acids)
Biological process (GO): transmembrane transport
Molecular function (GO): transmembrane transporter activity
Source: RefSeq, a predicted model, not a curated record